AUGCAAUUAGUGUCAGUCAUCUCCGGCAAAUCGCCGCCCUCCAGUAUUCCCAUACCAACGGCUACUGGGGUUUUACAUCCCAACCCUUCGGAAAAAUCGCGAGAUGUGCCAUUGAAGGAGACGAGUUUUGGUCCAGUAGCACCCCGGCCUCCUGAAAAUAGGCCACAAAAGGCGGUUGAACCGAAGAAACCUAAGAAGUCAUUUCUGGUCAGGUUUAAAGAGGAGAUGAUUCAUUACUACCAUGGUUUUCGUCUCCUUGGCUUAGAGACGAGGAUCGCUGGCGGCAUAUGCUUCCGACUGCUGACUGGAAAGACCUUAACUAGACGUGAAAGGAACCAGCUUGUUCGAACAGUGGCCGAUAUAUUUCUGUUGGUGCCGUUUGCUGUCUUUAUAAUUGUUCCCUUCAUGGAAUUUCUGUUGCCAGUUUAUCUCAAGUUCUUCCCCUUCAUGUUGCCCAGUACUUUCAAGGAAAAGGGGAAGGAGGAGGAAAAAGUACGUCAAAAACUAAAGGCGAAACUGGAAGUGGCUCGUUUUUUACAAGAAACUGUUAUGCAAACCACCACUAAAACCAGCAAAUCCAAAGACAUUCCAACCAUUGCUGAGUUUCAGGAAUUUUUGAGAACAGUCCGACAGUCGGGUCAAUUAGCUGACACUACGGACAUCCUUCGUUUUUCGCGUCUUUUUGAAGAUCAAGUGACACUUGAUUCUUUGGACCAUGCUCAGCUGAAGGCUUUAUGCCAACUACUUGAAAUCAACUCCAUUGGUCCAAGCAACUUUCUCCGUUUCCAGUUAUGGCUUCGAGUUCGUCAACUGCGUACCGAAGACAAGUUGAUCGCCAAGGAGGGUAUUGACCAGGUACCGUUGUGGGAACUGCAAUCUCUUUCGCGCAACCGCGGCAUGCGAUCUUUCGGCCUGACUGAGGAGCGGUUACGCAGUCAACUCAGUCAGUGGUUGGAUCUGCACUUGGAGAAGAAUGUUCCAAUAACUUUACUCCUUCUCUCACGAGCCAUGUACGUGCAGGAUACGACCCUUCCACCUGAACAACAGCUUAAGAAUGCGAUUUCAGUGCUGCCUGAUAAAGCGACAGAGGAGGCGGCAGUAAAGGCGGUAGAGUCAUCAGAGGACGUAGACCCUAAGACAAAGAUAGAGUUCCUGCGCAAGGAGCAGGAGACCAUCAAGGCUGAACGCGCAGCCGCCCGCAAAGCCGCUGAAGAGGAGACGCGCAAGGCUGCUGAGGUCGGUUCCCGUGAAUUCCUCGUUGACAAAGCCAAACCUCUCGAGACCAAGGCAUCUGAGGAGCUAAAGGACACGGCGGAGAAACUGAUUGGGAAACCUUUACAGAAGCCUUUGGAACCAAUUGUGCCACAAGCUAAGCCGCCUCCAGUGUCAAAAACCGCUGCUCCUGCUCCGGUGGAGGCAGAGAUGAAAACUUUAGAGACAAGCGAAGGGGAACCACUGGUUUCCUCAAAGGACCUUGGCAGCAUCAAAGACGCCAUCGAGAGUAUGGAGGAGUCUAAUAAGGCUCUACAGGAAGAGCAUCUUCUCGAUCUGAAGGCUGACCUUGAAGAGGCUGUCAAGCUGCGUCAGCAACAACAAAAGGAGAAGGAGAAGAUAAAAGCCUCGGCGGAACUUGUGAAGGAAGGGGAAGGAGGGAAAGAUGAGACGAUUAUAAUUGAACCAUUGUCUAAGGGGGUUAGACCGCCACCAAAAUCAGCCACUGAGGCGAAACCGAUGGAAAUAGCCGUAGAAGCGACGACAGAGGUUAAUAGGAUGGACACCGAGGAGACGUUAGAAGUACAACCAAAGAAAGAAACAGAGACGGUAGUGAAGGAGAAGGUGGCUUCGAAGAAGGCAGCCAAGACAGAGAAGGCUGUUAAACGUCUAGGUGCUCAUGUAGACCGUCUUUUGGAUGAGAUUGAUGGUUCGAUGGAUAAAUUGCGAGGACAGAAGCAGGAUCUUCUGAAAGAGAUUCUGACUCAAGAGGACAAGGCCAAAGCAAUUACAACGGAGGCAGACGCAGAGAUGCGAAAACAGCUCUUCGAGAAUAUUCGUGCUGACCAGCAGCGUGUGGUUGACAUCACUGAUGUGUUGUUGUCACUGCAACGGUUGCAGAAGGCUGCUGGAAGCGAUGCUGAAGGGGACCAGCGCUGGCAACUCAUUCUUGAAGCUCUGGAUGAGGACAACGAUGGUAAAAUUGAACUCAAGCACUUGCUACCAGUUCUGGAACUCUUCGAGAAAGAGAAGGUGGAGCUGAACACGAGUCAGCUAUCUGAUGUGGUGGAAAUGUUUGAGAAAGAGGACCUUCUGGAGGAACAGGAGGGGCAGGCGGGGGAAACUCAGAAGGAGGAUAGGGCAACGAAAGAACAGACGUCGGAGACUUUGAAGAAGCCCGACGGUACUGAGGUGUAA
This is a messenger RNA of Hydatigera taeniaeformis, 2409 nucleotides long. Lineage: Eukaryota; Metazoa; Platyhelminthes; Cestoda; Cyclophyllidea; Taeniidae. The record is from the annotation of a GenBank genome assembly.